AUGCUGCUCUCAAGAACAGCGUCUCGCCUGUCUUCAGGCCCGGCAUCUCUGGUGCACAGCAAGUCCAGACCUCUGAGCACCUCGACAAGGCUGCUAGCAGCAGCAAGCACGGGCAAGAAGCGCAUGGCUGUGCUAGGCGGUGGAAUCUCGGGUCUCACCUCAGCAUACCGUCUCGCUCAGCAGCUGCCAAAAGACAGAUACGAUGUCGUCCUUUUUGAACAUCAAGACCGGCUCGGAGGCUGGAUUCAGUCUGAACGCAUUGCAUUACAGGCCACCGGUGCCGCUGCAUCAAGCUCCACCACAGCGCUCAUUGAGAAGGGCCCACGCAGCAUCCGACCAGCCGGUUACUCAGGGCUGAUGAUGCUUGACCUCGUUCGAUCGCUCGGCUUGCUCGGAAGACUACUUAAGGUACCCAAGACGGCACCAUCAGCACAAAACAGAUACCUCUACUAUCCGGAUCGACUCGCAAAGCUUCCUAGCAGCAUCCCCUCCCUCGUCUCAGCACUGCUCAAAUUGCCCUUCCUCCGUUCCAUUAUCCCUGGUGUGCUGCGGGAACCACGUGUGCCAUCGCGCUUCCUCCGACCACGAUCCGAAUCACAGUCUGAGAAGGCCCGCUUGCAUCAGCGAGAACUCAUUGAGGACGAGAGCGUCGACUCCUUCGUUUCGCGACGCUUUGGUAAAGGGCUGGCGGAGAACCUUGUCUCGGCUGUCAUUCACGGCAUCUAUGCUGGAGAUACACGGAGGCUGAGUGUACGUGCUGUGCUUCCUUUUCUGUGGGAAGCCGAACGAGUGCAUGGUAGUGUGCUGCGCACUAUGCUUCCCACCAAGAGGAAUAAGCGUCAUCGCGUGCUACCGGAAGCUGAGGCAGCAGUCAAGGCGGCAAAGGAGGAUCGACUGAAGCAGAUCGAGACAGAGCUCGGCAAAGAAUUCGUGGAAAGCUUCAAGAAGAUCAGCGUAUACAGCUUUCCAAAUGGAGUACAGGAAAUUGUUAAGGCGUUGGAGACGCAGCUCGCUGAAUACGAGAAUGUGCAGGUCAAAAAGGGCGAUGCUGUCAAAUCUGUUGUCGUCGACUCUUCGGGCAAGGUGUCAUUGCGCACAAAGAGAGGAGAGACAAUCCAAGCAGACCGAGUUAUCUCCAGCAUCCCAUCAUCUGUGCUUGCCGACACCCUCUCUGAAACUACCGAGCUGCCUCACCUCAAACACAACCCAUCAGCGAACGUAGGUGUCGUCAAUAUCGUCGUCUCUCCCGGCGCUGUCUCGUCGAGUAGCAAGCCUCUGGUCCCUGUCGAAGGCUUUGGUUAUCUCAUCCCUCGUACAACCCCGGGCAACGAAGAUGGAAUCCUCGGCGUUGUCUUUGACAGCGAUGCGAUCCCAGACCAAGACUCGGCAGAUACAGCUUCUCGACCAAUCAAAUUGACAGUGAUGAUGGGCGGCUCACACUGGUCCAACCUCUCAGCAUUCCCUAGUGAAGAAGAUAUGAAGAAGCGCGCAAUCCGGGCUGUCUCAAACCAUCUUGGCCUUGACGCCGCGCUACUGGAGGACGCGUCGAAGGUGACGGUCAAAGCGACGAUGCAAAAGGAUUGCAUCCCGUGGUACCUCGUAGGUCACCCAGUGAGGAUGGCUCAGCUGCACAAAGCGUUGGAGAGGGACGAGACUCUGGCUGACAAGCUGACGCUGGUCGGUGCGAGUUAUACCGGUGUCAGCUUGAACGACUGUGUAGCCUACGCUACUGAGGCGGUGGAGCAGAUUGUAACAGCAGAGCUGAAUGGUGGCGACAAGAUUGUGACUGGUUUGCGAUCGUUUGCUAUUCCUCCCGCCGCACCUACUCAGACCAGUUCGAGUAUUACAGCAAAAGUGAGGAACGGCGACACACGGCCCAGUACUCAGCCACAAGGACUGAUGGGUCCCACCACCACACAGUUCUCCGCCGCUCGAGGCAUUCACACCUCUUCUCGCCGUCAGUUCUCCACAUCUCGACGAGCACUAGAAGCUGCCAAACCCCCUUCAUCCCCCCUCGCUUCCACACCAACCUCGGAAAAGCUUGACGAGAAGAAAGCAACCAAAAGCCUAAACGAGAUCCUUCUCGACAGCAUUCGCGCCUCUGGACCCAUGCCAGUCUCUACCUACAUGCGAACCUGUCUUCUGGAUCCCAUGCAAGGCUACUACUCAUCCGCCAACUCCCCCGCUACCUUGCGCGAAGUUCUCGGUUCACGCGGAGACUUUAUCACCUCCCCCGAAAUCUCGCAGGUGUUCGGCGAGCUCGUAGCGAUUUUCUACCUUGCGAGAUGGCAGAGUGUUGGAGCACCGCAAAAGACUAGACUGGUCGAGUUGGGGCCUGGGAAAGGAACCUUGUUAGCGGAUAUGCUGAGGACUUUCGCAACGUUCAAACCUUUCAUGGCGACGUUGAAGCGGAUUCAGUUGGUGGAAACGAGUGAUGGGUUGAUGGAGUUUCAGUUGAAUGCGAUCAAAGAGGCGCUUGCGGUGGGUGGGAAACAGGUUAUUAGUGCUGAAGAAGAAGCCGAAGCCGGAUCUGACGGCGUUGUGGUGGAAUGGUACCCUUCUGUGGACCUAGUUCCCAUCGUUCCGCAGGAGUUUACCAUCUUGACCGCACACGAGUUCUUCGAUGCUCUCCCGACGCAUAUCUUUGAAAAACACACCGAUGGAAAAUUCAGAGAAGUCAUGGUCGGUAUCAAACCCAAAUCUCCCAUCACCAUUCUUAGACCUGGCGACAACCUUUCGACCCUCAAAAAAGAAAAAGGAAAGGAAGAACUGGGAUUCGUCCUCUCCCCCACCCCAACACCUUGGGCGCAGAUGCUAGUUCAAACCAAUCCGCGAUUCCAGGGCUUGCAACCGGGUCAAAGAGUUGAAGUUUCACCUGAAGCUUGGGCUGUUGCUCGUCGUGUAGGUGAACUUGUUGCUGGUAGACCUGCUGCUCCGCCCACUUCUCUCCCUAAACCUCCCUCCACUGGCCCGAAACCGGCUGCUGGGUCGACAGAAGCGGAAGCAGAAGCAAGUCUAGAAUCCGAACGCCUCGAAGCUGAACAAGCAAGAGAAAGCGCCCGACUCGCAACCCCUUCCUCCGGCGGUAUCGGGUUAAUCAUCGACUACGGAGCAGACCAAGCCUACGGAUCAUCCUUCCGUGCGUUUAAACAUCACCAGCUUGUGCCGGUAUUCGAACAACCUGGCGCUGUUGAUCUCACUGUCAAUGUCGAUUUCUUGCAUCUCAAGUCAGCGAUUCAAACUACGGAUGCAAGGUAUUUGGGACCGUUGGAUCAAGCGGAUUUCUUGGUUGGGAUGGGGUUGCAGAUGCGUACUGAAAGGCUCAUCAAGGGAAAAGGGGAAGAGGUUGAGAAGAGGAUUAAGGAUGCAGCUAAUCGAUUGAUUGACGAGACUGGGAUGGGUGUGCAGUACAAGGCGAUGGCGAUUGCUGCUGCGCCUACACAAGGCGGCAAGAAGGAAAAGGGAAAGGAGAGGGAGGGAGAUCCUGAUAUUUACCCAUUUGAGUUUCAGCAGUGA
Ustilago hordei is the source of this 3516-nucleotide messenger RNA. RefSeq lists its product as uncharacterized. The transcript has a single exon. Gene Ontology annotation, biological process: porphyrin-containing compound biosynthetic process; mitochondrial respiratory chain complex I assembly. Bases 1 to 3516 code for a protein of 1171 amino acids. The record is from RefSeq and is a predicted model, not a curated record. Gene Ontology annotation, molecular function: protoporphyrinogen oxidase activity, oxygen as acceptor; protein-arginine omega-N symmetric methyltransferase activity. Gene Ontology annotation, cellular component: mitochondrion. NCBI's taxonomy places the organism in Eukaryota, Fungi, Basidiomycota, Ustilaginomycetes, Ustilaginales, Ustilaginaceae.